This is a messenger RNA of Eimeria tenella, 642 nucleotides long. RefSeq names its product Thioredoxin reductase 1, related. Gene Ontology annotation, biological process: glutathione metabolic process; cellular response to oxidative stress; cell redox homeostasis. Gene Ontology annotation, molecular function: flavin adenine dinucleotide binding; glutathione-disulfide reductase (NADPH) activity. Gene Ontology annotation, cellular component: cytosol; mitochondrion. Lineage: Eukaryota; Apicomplexa; Conoidasida; Eucoccidiorida; Eimeriidae. The transcript has 4 exons. The record is from RefSeq and is a predicted model, not a curated record. The coding region runs from base 1 to 642 and encodes 213 amino acids.
AUGGGCUCAACUGAGAAAUUUGACUACGACUACAUUGUGAUUGGGGGCGGUUCUGGGGGUUUGGCGAGCGGGAAGCAAGCAGCAGGGCUAGGGGCUAGGGUUUUGGUGUUGGACUUUGUAAAACCCUCAAUUAGAGGUUUGAGUUGGGGUUUAGGAGGGACUUGUGUUAAUGUUGGAUGCAUUCCAAAAAAGCUGCUGCACUUUGCUGCUCAAACUCGCCAAUUUGGGGUUUGGGAAGCCCCCAUGCUUGGCUGCAACCCUUACGUCGCUCUAAACCCUUUUUCAGGGUUUCCAGAAAACCAACUCAAACCCUGCGACUGGCAAACCCUCGUCGAGAGAGUGCAGUCUUACAUAAAGCAGCUGAACUUCAGCUACCGCGUGGGCCUGCAGAAUGCGGGGUGUACGUACACCCGAGCCUUGGCCCGGCUUGUGGGGCCCCACACGGUGGAGUAUGAAGAAAAGGGAGUUAAAAAAGAAGUUUCCGCGAAGCACCUGCUGCUCGCCGUCGGCGGGCGCCCCCACGUGCCCCCGGAGGUCCCCGGGGCCCGCGAGUUCUGCGUCACUUCCGACGAGAUCUUCAGUUUGAAACAAAGUCCCGGAAAGACGUCAGCGUCUCCUUUUUCCGCUCAGUUGUCUCUUUAA